Messenger RNA from Gadus morhua (Atlantic cod), 1698 nucleotides. RefSeq lists its product as uncharacterized. The transcript has 3 exons. Lineage: Eukaryota; Metazoa; Chordata; Actinopteri; Gadiformes; Gadidae. The record is from RefSeq and is a predicted model, not a curated record. Bases 598 to 1698 code for a protein of 366 amino acids.
CGCGUGUGUGUGUGUGUGUGUGUGUUUAACUCUUUCUCUCUUUCUAGUAGUUUCAUGUCGUUUAUAUGUUCAAUUUAAAAGAAAAGAUAAACCUAGUCUAAUAUGUUGUUUCAUCUUCUAGAGACCAUCCAGAGAACUCAUUGCUUCGGUUUGAUUGACGUCUAUUGGCCCUGCAGCCUGCUGUUUUUUUUACCAUCCAAACCCCCCUACCCCAUCUUUCUCGCUACCCCCAAACCCCAUCUCCUCUUAUGGCGUUUUUGAUGUCUCUUUUUUGAGACCGCUCAGUAAAACGGCUUGCCUAUCCUCUACCUGUCUCUACCCUAUUUCUCUCUAACUUAUUUACCGCUAUCAUUACGGCAUUCUCAUUUCUAAAGUACUUGAAAUGAACAAAAAAACCGAACUAAAAAAACCCUGAGCCAAUGAAAAACCCAGAGCCAUUGAAAAAAACCCAGAAACUUGAAAAAAAAAAAAAAUCUUUCUUUUUGAAAUAGAAAGUACCAUCUCACUACAAACUGGUUUGUUUUGAGAAAUCUCCUCCUGUACCUAUUGUCACACUCUGUACCUACUGUCACACUCCCUGUAGUUCACGCUGAAGAGAUGCCAAAGAAAAGCAAAAGAUCCCAAGCGGCUAAAGUAAGGUGGAGUAAGUCUGGUGAGUUUCCGCUCAAAACACAAGCUGAACAUGUGCAGAAUUGUGAUCCUGACAGCAACAGAGAAGUACAUUUUCCUGACCAUUCUCAUGCUAAUGUGACAUGUGUGUUAGCAUCCUACAGUCAGAGCCAUCAUAGAUAUAUUGAUUCAAAAAACAGUCAGUGCACCUGCAACUCUGUGACAUUUCUAGCUUUCCUGCACGAGUUACAUCACCUGCAAAGCGCAGACCUUGAUCAGAUUUUGGAUCGCGGCCAUGCAAUGUAUGCCCUUACACUGGGACAGUUAUGUGUCGAUGGAACAAUGGUGCAUGGACACUUGAAUAUACAGGAACUCCCUGAGAUUGUUUUUGGCCAAAGACAGCAGCAUGUGCUGACAAAGUGUAACUCAAUGUAUGGAACGUUUGUAUCUUCUCCUGAAGUAGGCGAAUACCUCAACCUUGCAGCGAGACUUCAGUGCUUGACCUCUGACGUGAACUCCGCUCUGCUGGUAAUGACCUCUCAGUGCAUCGCUGUUUUCCGAGACCGGCAUGGAAGGUAUGGCUAUUUUGACCCACACACUAGACGACCUGAUGGACUUCCCUCUGGCCCAGAUGUCCCCGGCACAGCUGUCAUGUUGACUUUCACGCGUUUAAAUGACCUGGUAAAAAAGUUGAUCGCAAGCUUUACUAUGUUAGGCUCCAGCCCUUAUGCACCAUAUGAGCUCGUUCCUGUGCUUUUUAACAGUGAGGAUGAAUUCUCUGUGGAUGGAGUUUUGGCAAAUGUAGACUCUAAUGCAGAUACUGCUGAGUGCACUCCCUGUGAUGAAAUAUCAGACGCAAUUGAACUCAUGCACGUUUGUAGCGGUGAAGUUCCGGUGGAAUGCGAUACAUCUGACAAACCCCAACAGAUGCCAAAUCUAUCAAAAUAUUCAAAAGAACGAAGGGUAAGGUUUGAUAAAAGACUAAAGGCUUUGGAGGCGACGAAAACUAAACGUAGCAAAAAUGUUGAAACUGCAAAACAAAAAAAAAAUAGAAAAGAGAGGGAAAGGGAAGUUUGUUCACGUUUGUAA